Molecule: messenger RNA, 1697 nt
Organism: Glycine soja
Lineage: Eukaryota; Viridiplantae; Streptophyta; Magnoliopsida; Fabales; Fabaceae
Product: anthocyanidin 3-O-glucosyltransferase 5-like
Exons: 1
Coding region: 82-1524 (480 amino acids)
Molecular function (GO): UDP-glycosyltransferase activity
Source: RefSeq, a predicted model, not a curated record
UAGCUAGCCAGUUAGACAAUACAAAGCCACACACAAACAAAACCCAAGCACAUAGCUUAUUGUUUCUCAAAAUUUUGCUCCAUGGAACUGCAAAAACCCACUCACGUGGCUCUUCUCUCGAGCCCUGGUCUGGGUCAUCUUAUCCCAACGAUUGAGCUUGGGAAGCGCUUCGUUCUUAACCACAACUUCAAAGUCACUGUUCUCGCGGUUACUUCGCAAACCUCACGCGCCGAAACUCAGAUUCUGAACUCAGCCCUCACACCCUCCCUUUGCAACGUCAUCAACAUCCCUUCACCAGACCUCACCGGCCUCAUCCACCAAAACGACCGCAUGCUCACGCGCCUCUGCGUCAUGAUGCGCCAAGCCCUACCCACCAUUAAAUCCAUUCUUUCCGAAAUUACCCCUCGCCCCUCAGCACUCAUAGUUGACAUAUUCGGCACCGAGGCUAUUCCAAUAGGGAGGAAACUCAACAUUCCAAACUACGUCUACGUGGCAUCACAGGCUUGGUUCCUGUCGUUGCUCGUGUAUUCUCCUAUUCUCGAUGAGAAAAUAGAAGGGGAAUACGUUGACCAAAAGGAAGCGUUGAAAAUCCCGGGUUGCAACCCGGUUCGACCGGAGGACGUGGUGGACCAGAUGCUGGACCGGAACGACAGAGAGUAUAAAGAGUAUCUUGGAGUAGGGAAGGGGAUCCCGCAAAGCGACGGCAUUUUGGUGAACACGUGGGAGGAGCUUCAACGUAAAGACCUUGAAGCGUUGAGGGAGGGAGGUUUGUUAAGUGAGGCACUGAAUAUGAACAUUCCAGUAUAUGCUGUGGGACCUUUAGUGAGGGAACCGGAGUUAGAAACAAGCUCUGUGACUAAGUCGCUGCUGACGUGGCUCGAUGAACAACCGAGCGAAUCGGUGGUUUACGUGUCGUUUGGGAGCGGAGGAACGAUGUCGUAUGAGCAGAUGACGGAAUUGGCUUGGGGGCUGGAGUUGAGUGAGUGGAGAUUUGUUUGGGUGGUGCGCGCGCCCAUGGAAGGAACUGCGGACGCUGCGUUUUUCACUACUGGGAGUGACGGGGUUGAUGAGGUGGCCAAGUAUUUGCCAGAAGGGUUUGUAUCGAGAACCCGCAAAGUGGGACUGUUGGUUCCGGAGUGGGCCCAACAGGUAACAAUACUGAAGCAUCGUUCUAUUGGGGGUUUUCUUUCGCAUUGUGGAUGGGGUUCGACGCUUGAGAGCGUAACGAAUGGUAUUCCCUUGAUCGCGUGGCCGCUGUACGCAGAGCAGAGGAUGAACGCGACGUUGCUGGCGGAGGAGUUGGGCCUUGCGGUGAGGACCACGGUGUUGCCUACGAAGAAGGUUGUGCGUAGGGAAGAGAUAGCGCGGAUGGUGAGGGAGGUUCUUCAGGGUGAUGAAAAUGUGAAGAGCAAUGACAUAAGGGAGAGAGUGAAAGAGGUGCAACGAAGUGCAGUGAAUGCUUUGUCGGAAGGUGGUUCGUCCUAUGUUGCUCUCUCUCACGUGGCAAAAACAAUUCAAGGAUAAAAAGUACAAGUGUUGAUAUGUAUCAUUAUAAGAUUUUUUUUUAUCUGGUUACAGCUUUUGCAUCUCUCUCAAGGUGCUAGCUGAUGAGUGAUGAGAUUCAACAGGCUUCAUGUUCCAAUGUUGUGUUUGGUUUAAAGAAUAAAAUAAAUAAAAAAUUAAUUUAAAAUAAACUA